Molecule: messenger RNA, 429 nt
Organism: Centrocercus urophasianus (Greater sage-grouse)
Lineage: Eukaryota; Metazoa; Chordata; Aves; Galliformes; Phasianidae
Product: hemoglobin subunit pi
Exons: 3
Coding region: 1-429 (142 amino acids)
Biological process (GO): oxygen transport; hydrogen peroxide catabolic process
Cellular component (GO): blood microparticle; haptoglobin-hemoglobin complex; hemoglobin complex
Molecular function (GO): iron ion binding; heme binding; oxygen binding
Source: RefSeq, a predicted model, not a curated record
AUGACGCUGACCCAAGCUGAGAAGGCUGCCGUGACCACCAUCUGGGCAAAGGUGGCUGCCCAGAUUGAGGCCAUUGGGGCAGAAUCACUGGAGAGGCUUUUUGCCAGCUACCCUCAGACAAAAACCUACUUCCCUCACUUUGAUCUCAGCCAAGGCUCAGUUCAGCUUCGUGGUCAUGGCUCCAAGGUCCUGAAUGCCAUUGGGGAAGCUGUGAAGAACAUCGAUGACAUUAGAGGUGCUUUGGCCAAACUGAGCGAGCUGCAUGCUUACAUCCUUAGGGUGGACCCAGUGAACUUCAAGCUGCUUUCCCACUGUAUCCUGUGCUCCGUGGCUGCCCGCUAUCCCAGUGAUUUCACCCCAGAAGUUCAUGCUGCAUGGGACAAGUUCCUGUCCAGUGUUUCCUCUGUUCUGACUGAGAAGUACAGAUAA